GAAAUGUGAAGCAACAGCUGCCGAUAUACCAGACAGAUGGCGUAUUAACGCUGAAACUCGGCUCCCUCAAAGCCCCUCGCCAUGAGAACAGUGGACAGGUCCUGUCUAUGGACUGGCUGCCGGAAAAACCACACAAUGUAAUAGCUAUUGGAUUCUAUGACGGUAUCGUGGGUCUUUGGGAUCUGUCCACUAAGUCUACGUUGCUGCAGAUGCGAGAGUCGGACGGGUCCCUGAGUCUGCUGCCCUAUCGAUGCUUGCUUGCUCACGAUCACGCUGUCCGGGCGCUGGCCUUCUGUCCCGCCUCCAGCAACCUGUUGGUGACGGGAGGAGAGGACCGCUGUAUAAAGACGUGGGAUCUGAAGAGGCUCGAUCAUCCAAUCACUGUUCAGAAACGCUAUCUGACCAAUGAAAUCUAUUGGCCGUUGAACGCACCGGGCUACCUGAUGGCCCAGGAUGCCGCCUAUGUAGCGAAGGGUUCACACGGAGUCCACUUCUUUGACCAUUUCAUGCAAACCGUCUACGCAAUUCCUCGGACCGGCAGUCUGUGGUCCUUAUCUUACACUGACUGGUUGAACAGCGUGGUGACGUCAGACAGUCUCGGUGACGUGAUCUUCGCCAUUUUACCUGAGAUCUGCAACAGUUGUCCGUACAUCAAACGCACAAUAGAGAGACGAUUCCCGAUAUACACGACGUCUCUGGUGCCUCAUGCCACAACUGAUGAAGAAGAUCCCGAGAUGGGAGCAGCGGAGGUGGAGGGAGUGGCAGCUGAAGAGCAGGAGGGAGGAGAGGCGGGAGAGCAAGAUCCUGGAUCUGAAGGUGGGGACGGGAACGAUAAUGAAAUCGGAGGAGAAGGACAAAGAGGUCGAAACAAUGCAAGCCCCCCUCUGCGGUUCCAGACGUACAAAGAGGCUGUGAAGAAAUACUGCCUUCACUACACAGACAGCAAUAUGCGCACCUUUGUUGGCUGCGAGAAACAAGCUUCCUGGAAACACAUGAGAGACAUGGAAUUGAAGACAGCGAUGAACCUGGAUGAGAUGCAACUGGCUGCACUACACAAGGUGCGUUUCAACCCAAACAUGAGCUGCCACGUCUGGGUAGCGUCGGGAGGCCAGACGGGGCUGGUCAGACUGAACUGUCUGAAGAGCAUGAUCAGCCCCAAUAUCAAGAAGAUGAUAAGUGAGAACCAGGCGCAGUUCAACGCCCUGUACUCGCCGAAAGACCAGAGCGAGGCGGUCCAGACCGAGACUGAGCAGCUAUAGCAGGAGCUCAGCGUCAGGAGGUGGAUCCCA
Molecule: messenger RNA, 1289 nt
Organism: Paralichthys olivaceus (Japanese flounder)
Lineage: Eukaryota; Metazoa; Chordata; Actinopteri; Pleuronectiformes; Paralichthyidae
Source: RefSeq, a predicted model, not a curated record